Aspergillus novofumigatus IBT 16806 is the source of this 1568-nucleotide messenger RNA. Its product is annotated as RTA1 domain-containing protein. Lineage: Eukaryota; Fungi; Ascomycota; Eurotiomycetes; Eurotiales; Aspergillaceae. The record is from RefSeq and is a predicted model, not a curated record. Gene Ontology annotation, cellular component: membrane. Bases 112 to 1344 code for a protein of 410 amino acids. The transcript has 2 exons.
CCUCUAUUCGAUUGUUAAUCUGGUUUCACCUUUCGCUCUCUAUUGUGACUGAAUUGCUGGCUGUCAUCGAUCUUCCAUUCUUGUCUUGCUUGCUGGUCAACUUUAUUCGAUAUGCGUAUACAGCUUUUAUUACCUCUGCUAUUGCUCAUUUCUGCAAUUGGAGUGCUUGCUGUCCCGGCGCCGACUCCUGCGCCGACUCCUGCUCCUACUACGGCCGAGGCCCAUGUCGAGCAAAGAGGGACAGAAACAGCCAACGAUUAUGACCCCCAUAUUACCAUUGAGGUUCCCAAAAUCACGAUCAAGCCCUUUAGUCUGUCACUGGAUCUGCCUUCCGACACCUGCACACCUACCAUCACCCCCGAUGCGAAUGGCUGGGUUCCGGCAACCGAAUGCAAUGCCCUUUACAACUACUACCCUUCCUUUGGCGCUGCGAUUGCCUUUUCCGUUCUUUUUGGUGCCUUGAUGGUCACUCAUUUUGUCCAGGCCACUGUCUACAAGGCAGGGUUCGCCUGGGUCAUCUUGAUGAGCGCGGCAUGGGAAUGUGUAGGAUUCGUGGUACGCACGCUGAGUACGCGCGAUCAGCAGGACAGUACUCUUGCCACGAUCACUCAGUUGUUUAUUCUUUUGUCUCCAUUGUGGGUCAAUGCAUUCGACUACAUGGUUCUGGCCCGAAUGAUCCACUUCUUCGUCCCGGAUCGUCGAAUAGGCAUCUUCAAACCCUCCGUGCUGGCCAUGAUCUUUGUGGUCCUGGACCUAGGGUCCUUUGUCAUCCAAUUGAUUGGAGGCAGCAUGGCCGGACCCGGGGCGGACCACGACACCAUGAUGAAGGGUAUUCACAUCUACAUGGGCGGAAUCGGCAUACAGGAAUUCUUCAUUAUUCUCUUCCUCUUCAUCGCGAUACAAUUCCACCGCCAGAUGCUCCAUCUCGAUCGCCAGGGGAGACUCGUUGGACUCAAGGCGAAAUGGCGAGGCUUGCUAUAUGCGUUGUACGCGAGUCUGCUAUUCAUCACGGUGCGCAUCAUCUUCCGCCUGGUGGAGUUUUCCUCGGGGAAUGACGCGUCAAAUCCCAUCCCGCAGCAUGAGUGGUACAUGUACGUUUUUGACGCUGUCCCCAUGUGGUUUGCUAUUGUGGUUUGGAACGUGGUUCAUCCGGGGGCCAUCAUCAAAGGCCCCGAUGCAAAGAUGCCGCCAAGCCCUCUGCGCAAGAUCUUUUGCUGCGCUUGCUGUUGUUCCUGCUGCAGAAAGCGGAAGAACAAGGACAUGCAGAAGAUUCCAGAUAAUGACCACCUAGAAGGCGAUGAGAUGUUGCCGCUGCGGGAGCGGGCGGCUUCACCAUACAGAUAAUGCUCAUCGAUUGCUUCUCUGGUAGAAUGCUAUUUUACCUUUCUUUUCUUCUCAAAUAUACUGUCCGUCUACAUGAUUUUAUGUAUCGGCGUUGUAUUCAAUUCCUAAAAUUGUGACCUUACACCAUCAAAGAGACAGGAACAAAAGGUCUGUGGUCUGAUUCUUGGAUGACUUUCUCCAUCAUGUAUAUCUAGAAAUAUGUCCUUUGUGAUACAAAUUGAGUC